AUGAAGGUCCAGAGAAGCGCAUUUGUCGUUCUUGCUGGACUGCUCAUCUUUGUACAGCAGAGUGUGGCUUUGGAAUUUGAUGGUCCAUGUAUGUCUCCACUUGGAAUGCAGAACUACGCAAUCCAGGACUCCCAACUUUCAGCCUCAUCGGAAACAACAGCCGAAAGAGAAAAAUACGGCAAACAAUCUGCCCGUCUUAACUACAAAUACUCUUGGCGCGCUGAGGGUAAAGAAGGAGCUUAUCUUCAAGUGAACUUUGGUCGGCUAGCWACUGUGAGAGGGAUUGCGACCCAAGGUGAUGUAGAUAAGCCAUGGUGGGUGACGUCMUUUACUAUAAAGCACAGCUUGGACGGGAAUGUAUGGAAGGCCCUAAAGUCAUAUACWGGUAACAGCAAAGAGAUUAAACUCAUGAAACACCUCUUUGACAUGGCACUGACUACAAGACAUAUCAGAGUUGUUCCUUUGGCGUGGAAUGGAGUAAUUGCAAUGAGAAUCGAGCUGUAUGGAUGUUACGCAACGUGCGAUAACCACCCAGUUGGCAUAGCAASCGGUUAUAUCAAAGACUCUCAAAUAAAAGCAACAUCUACUCUCAAUAAAGACACCAGACCUAGAUACGCGCGACUUGAUUAUGAAGGAAAAGACKCUUGGUGCGCAGGCGCAGACGACAAAAACCCUGUUCUGCAGAUUGACUUGGGCGUAGCUCAUGUUCUGUGCGCCGUGGCAACGCAAGGGAAUGUAAAAUCUGAUGAAAUGGUUACCAAGUACUUGCUAGCGACAUCUAUGGAUGGCAAGAAAUGGCAAGAUUACAAGGAGAAYAACCAGAUCAAGAUGUUCGUUGGUAACACUGAUAACAACAUCACUGCCAAGAACUACCUGAACGAAGCGACUGUUGGUAGAUAUGUACGGCUUGUACCUAAAGGCUACCGAGGUGCACGGUGCAUGCGAAUUGAGCUUUAUGGAGUAAAGAGAACAACGUGUGAUAUAUCAGCUUCAGGGCUAGGAGAACCUUUCCCCACAAUUCCAGAUUAUCGAUUUGUCGCCACUUCACAUCUACAUCACAAGUACGUUCCAUAUCACGCUAGAACACAGAACAGUCAUUGCUGGCAGCCUAAAGCCACUGACAAAUUAGGCCAGCUACAGAUUGACCUUGGAGCGCCUCAUAUUCUAUGCGGAGUGGGAAUCCAGCCGACUGGUCAGUCAUUUAGAAUAGACGAAAGAACUCUAACUUUCAAAGUUGCGUUUUCCAUGGACGGUACUAAAUGGACAUAUUACCAUAAGGAAAUUCCAGGCAAUAAGUAUCCAGAUUCCCACUAUCCAACAGUCCAUAUCGACAAGUAUGCGUUUUCUCGAAUACAUAUCGCAAAGUUUGUCGUGAUUGAACCUAUAAAGUACAAGGGAAUGAAAAGCGUUAGAGCAGAAUUGUAUGGCUUGAAACAAGCCUGGAAAAGCUCUUUGGGRCUUGAAAAAGUAAAAGGACAGCCUUAUCUUUCUGAUAGUCAGAUAACAGCAUCCAGCUACUUGCACGAGGAUUUUAGACCGAAAAAAGCUCGUCUAUACGGUAUCUAUUCGUGGUGCGCAGGCGUAAAAGAUCCCUCACCAUAUCUGCAAAUUGAUCUUGGAACUGUAAAGGAGUUAAAUGGAAUGGCGAUUCAAAGGAACUCGAAAUAUCCUGUCUGGGUGUCUAGUUAUAGCCUUGGGUAUGGUAUUAUCAAGUCUAGAAUGUCGACCGUGUUGAAGGAAGUUCCUUUUAAAAUCGAUGUAGGAACAAAUGUUAUCUGGCUAAAGAAGCCUGUCUUUGCCCGCUACAUAAGAGUCACGACUGUCAAGAAAUACAGAGAUAACGCUUGCAUGAGAGUCGAUUUUUAUGGAAACUCAAAAGGUAGGAAYGGUAAACAGAUGUAG
Molecule: messenger RNA, 1902 nt
Organism: Exaiptasia diaphana
Lineage: Eukaryota; Metazoa; Cnidaria; Anthozoa; Actiniaria; Aiptasiidae
Product: lactadherin
Exons: 10
Coding region: 1-1902 (633 amino acids)
Source: RefSeq, a predicted model, not a curated record